CGCCGAGUUGUAAAUGUUCUGGAAUGCGUUCUAAGACGCCCUUGGUCAGCUAUGGUUGUUUUCCCUCAAUCCCGCGUUCGGCACGCACUGGACCACUCUCCUUUGAACAUGUUUUUCGUCUGCGCGGCUUCAUAAUAUCUGAUGAGCAAGACCCCAUCCAAAUCAGGUGCCCGCUCCCAGGUCUCGUGCCGAUGAGAACGGAAGCACCGCGUUGGAUUCGGCAAGCCAAGUGGGAAAAGGCUCGUUGAGUUGUCGGGGCCGAUGAUUACGCAAGCAACUCCCCAAUACACUGGGAAGAGCUUCCUAUGUCUGAACUCGAGGACUACAUCGCCACAGUGAGGGCGCGUGAGACCCAGACCUGGGGCUUUGCCAUCUACAGAACCGCCUACGGCGCGACAACCGACAUACCCUGGCAGUCACUUCUCGAGGCUAUCCGUACCAACGUUCGGACGGAAGUGCUCGGCCUCCGGGUCCCGCGCGGGGGAAACCCGCCCCACUUUUCCGACGAGGAGACGCAGAGAUGCGAAGAAUUCUUGUCACUGCUCAAACUUGAUGUCAAGGAGGACCAGAGCAUUCUGGAACGCGUGUCUAUGGACUGUGUACGGGAGAUGAUCAAAGAAACCGACCCGCGGCUGACGGACGACGAGCCCCUCGGCGGCACCUUGACAACACUACAAGGCGUCUUCCUGUAUGUCGAUGACGAGGUGUUGCAAGCAGCCCAGACUCCAACUGGCUGUCGUCCUCCGUGGGUGAAAAUGGUGGAGCUUGACUACAAACCAGAGCAGCACAAGGGAAACAGACGAGUCGGCCCUCAAAGCUACUUCGGCUGGAUGAAGCUGUCUACUGGGAGUUUUUUUCAACUGUGGCAGGACCUGGAAGGCCAGGAUUUGUGGAAACUUGCACCACGGAACUCGGAUGAGAGACUGCUGACGAUAUGGGAUGGGGUAAUGAACAACCAAAUGUAAGGUCAGGAUCUUGACAGGGACGGCAAUCAUGAUCGAGUGUCGGAUUAGAUAAGGCUAGCGUGGCAGAUUUGUCGCCCGGGACGACUGCCGCAGACUUCGAGAUGCCCCGGUUGCGGCGCUGCCCUUUCAACCUGGGCAACAUGGUCUGGGAAGCCCGCGUGGACGGCGGCGUAGAUGGGUAUGUCUGGAAGGUUCGCUUCGGGGCCCAGGGGCCUUUUGCGUUGAAGGUGGUAAGUGGUACUCAGGCUGCCUGACCCAAGACAAAA
This is a messenger RNA of Phialemonium atrogriseum, 1231 nucleotides long. RefSeq lists its product as uncharacterized. The record is from RefSeq and is a predicted model, not a curated record. The transcript is spliced from 2 exons. Bases 306 to 965 code for a protein of 219 amino acids. Lineage: Eukaryota; Fungi; Ascomycota; Sordariomycetes; Cephalothecales; Cephalothecaceae.